CCGGGGGCAGGGGGCGGGUCCUCCGGAAGUGUCUGGUCGCCGUCCGCGGCUCGUUGUUUCGGUGGCUGACGGGGAAGAAGAAGCCGGAGCUCUGGAGGCGCGGCGGAGCGUGAGGCGCGGCGCAAUCCCGAGCUUUAGCGUCUGAGCGGCGGAAAGCCGGGACUGCGCGCUGCAGAGCUGCGGGGCGGGCCGCGCUCGCCUUCCGAGCUCACCAUGUCGCGGGGCUCCAUCGAGAUUCCCCUCCGGGACACUGACGAGGUCAUUGAACUUGACUUCGAUCAGUUACCGGAGGGAGAUGAAGUUAUCAGCAUUCUGAAGCAGGAGCACACGCAGCUGCACAUAUGGAUUGCUUUGGCGCUGGAAUACUACAAGCAAGGGAAAACAGAAGAGUUUGUGAAGCUGUUGGAAGCAGCACGUAUUGAUGGCAAUUUGGACUACAGAGACCAUGAAAAAGACCAGAUGACUUGCUUGGAUACAUUGGCAGCUUAUUAUGUACAACAGGCUCGGAAAGAAAAGAAUAAAGACAACAAGAAGGACCUUAUCACACAGGCAACCUUGUUGUAUACAAUGGCUGAUAAAAUUAUUAUGUAUGAUCAGAACCAUUUGCUGGGAAGAGCCUGCUUCUGCCUACUUGAAGGUGACAAAAUGGAUCAAGCUGAUGCACAGUUUCAUUUUGUUCUUAACCAAUCUCCAAAUAAUAUUCCAGCCCUUCUUGGUAAAGCUUGCAUUUCAUUCAACAAGAAGGAUUACAGAGGAGCUCUUGCUUACUAUAAAAAAGCAUUGCGUACUAACCCAGGAUGUCCAGCUGAAGUUCGUUUAGGAAUGGGCCAUUGCUUUGUCAAACUUAACAAACUAGAGAAGGCUCGACUCGCAUUCAGCAGAGCCCUGGAACUCAACUCUAAAUGUGUGGGAGCACUGGUUGGACUGGCUGUUCUAGAGCUCAACAAUAAAGAGGCUGAUUCCAUCAAAAAUGGUGUCCAGCUUCUCUCCAGAGCCUAUACUAUUGACCCUAGCAACCCUAUGGUACUGAACCACUUGGCAAAUCACUUUUUCUUCAAAAAGGAUUAUAGUAAAGUCCAGCACCUGGCUCUCCAUGCAUUCCAUAAUACCGAAGUGGAGGCUAUGCAAGCAGAAAGCUGUUAUCAGCUGGCUCGAUCAUUCCAUGUUCAGGAAGAUUAUGACCAAGCUUUUCAGUACUACUAUCAAGCCACACAGUUUGCUUCGUCCUCUUUUGUGCUACCAUUUUUUGGUUUGGGACAAAUGUAUAUUUAUCGAGGUGACAAAGAGAAUGCAUCUCAGUGCUUUGAAAAAGUUUUGAAAGCUUAUCCUAACAAUUAUGAGACUAUGAAAAUUCUCGGCUCUCUUUAUGCUGCCUCAGAAGAUCAAGAAAAACGAGACAUUGCCAAGGGUCAUUUGAAGAAGGUCACGGAACAGUAUCCUGAUGAUGUUGAAGCUUGGAUUGAAUUGGCCCAAAUCUUAGAACAAACUGAUAUACAGGGUGCCCUUUCAGCCUAUGGAACAGCCACACGAAUCCUUCAGGAGAAGGUGCAGGCUGAUGUCCCUCCUGAGAUUCUGAAUAAUGUUGGGGCCCUCCAUUUUAGACUUGGAAACCUAGGGGAGGCAAAGAAAUAUUUUCUGGCAUCACUGGAUCGAGCGAAGGCAGAAGCUGAGCAUGAUGAGCACUAUUACAAUGCCAUCUCUGUUACCACAUCAUACAAUCUAGCCAGACUCUAUGAGGCCAUGUGCGAAUUCCAUGAAGCAGAAAAGCUAUAUAAAAACAUCUUACGAGAGCAUCCCAAUUAUGUUGACUGCUAUUUGCGCCUGGGAGCUAUGGCUAGAGAUAAAGGAAACUUUUAUGAGGCUUCAGACUGGUUUAAGGAAGCUCUUCAGAUUAAUCAGGAUCACCCAGAUGCUUGGUCUUUGAUUGGUAACCUCCAUUUGGCAAAACAAGAAUGGGGCCCGGGCCAGAAGAAAUUUGAAAGGAUAUUAAAGCAGCCAUCUACACAAAGUGACACUUACUCCAUGCUAGCCCUUGGCAACGUGUGGCUCCAAACUUUGCAUCAGCCAACCCGAGACCGAGAAAAGGAAAAGCGUCAUCAAGAUCGUGCCCUGGCCAUCUACAAGCAAGUACUCAGAAAUGAUGCAAAGAACCUGUACGCUGCCAAUGGCAUAGGAGCUGUUUUGGCCCACAAAGGAUACUUCCGGGAAGCGCGUGAUGUAUUUGCCCAAGUGAGAGAAGCCACAGCAGAUAUCAGUGAUGUGUGGUUGAACUUAGCACACAUCUAUGUGGAGCAAAAGCAGUAUAUCAGCGCUGUUCAGAUGUAUGAGAACUGCCUCAGAAAGUUCUAUAAGCACCAGAACACUGAAGUAGUGCUCUAUUUGGCCCGGGCCCUCUUCAAGUGUGGCAAGUUACAGGAGUGCAAACAAACUUUGCUGAAGGCUAGACAUGUGGCACCCAGUGAUACAGUGCUGAUGUUUAAUGUGGCCUUGGUCUUGCAAAGAUUAGCUACCUCUGUCCUGAAAGAUGAAAAAAGUAAUCUGAAGGAAGUACUCAAUGCUGUGAGAGAACUGGAGCUUGCACACAGAUACUUCAGUUACUUGAGUAAAGUGGGAGAUAAAAUGAGAUUCGAUUUGGCCCUUGCUGCCACAGAAGCCAGGCAAUGCUCUGACUUACUGAGCCAGGCUCAGUACCAUGUGGCCCGGGCACGCAAACAAGACGAAGAAGAGCGGGAGUUACGGGCUAAGCAGGAGCAAGAAAAGGAGCUGUUAAGGCAGAAACUUCUUAAAGAGCAGGAAGAGAAACGGCUCAGAGAAAAGGAAGAGCAGAAGAAACUUUUGGAACAACGGGCCCAGUAUGUGGAGAAGACCAAAAAUAUUCUCAUGUUUACUGGCGAGACCGAAGCUACAAAAGAGAAGAAAAGAGGAGGUGGUGGGCGGAGAUCUAAGAAAGGAGGUGAGUUUGAUGAAUUUGUCAAUGAUGACACUGACGAUGACCUCCCUAUAUCCAAAAAGAAGAAGAGAAGGAAGGGCAGUGGGAGUGAGCAAGAAGGUGAAGAGGAGGAGGGCGGUGAGAGGAAGAAGAAGAAGAGGAGAAGACCUCCGAAGGGAGAAGAAGGAUCUGAUGAUGAUGAAACAGAAAAUGGCCCCAAACCAAAGAAGCGCCGUCCACCAAGAGCAGAGAAGAAAAAGGCUCCCAAGCCAGAACGUCUGCCUCCUUCAAUGAAGGGGAAAAUAAAAUCCAAAGCCAUUAUAUCAUCAAGUGAUGAUUCUUCAGAUGAGGAUAAACUGAAAAUUGCUGAUGAAGGACAUCCCAGGAACAGCAACAGUGACUCUGACGAGGAUGAGCAGCCCAAUAGACACACCUCAUCCGAGAGUGACUCUGAUGACAACCAGAACAAGUCUGGCAGCGAGGCAGGCAGUCCUCCAAGGUCGAGGAGACAGGAGUCGGAUGAGGAUUCAGACAGUGACCAGCCAUCCAGAAAGAGAAGGCCCUCGGGCUCCGAGCAGUCUGACAAUGAGUCGGCACAGUCUGGAAGAAGCCCCUCUGGAGGUUCCGAAAAUGACUCUCGUCCUGCUUCUCCAAGUGCAGAGUCGGACCGCGAAUCGGAGCGGGGGUCCGACAACGAGGGUUCUGGCCAAGGCUCAGGAAAUGAAUCUGAGCCAGAGGGGUCCAACAAUGAGGCCUCAGACCGGGGCUCAGAACACGGGUCAGAUGAUAGUGACUAAGUUUUAUUUCAUCAAAGAACUCCAGCUCUGAGGGAAGCCUUUUUAAUAUAUAAAAGCUGUGAUAAAAACAUUUCAGAUGGUUAGUCAUUUGUGAAAUUUUUAAGGCAAUUUUUUUUCUAUCUGUAUAAUACUAAGCCCCAAGAGACAUUUCCUGUGCUAGAGUCCAGUAUCUGAAUCUCCUGAGCAAAUGAAACUCCAUUGUGGUGCAGCUCCACCUGUCAUAUGUGAAAACUGCAGGUAGACUCAGAUGUUAAGCAUUCCUGCAAAGGUUUGGCUGAAACCAUGCAGAUCUCUCCUGUUAGGCAGCGUAGUGCUGUGUAUGGCUUUUGUUGCAAACUUACCAAGUGUUGCAGAAACGGGGAUACAUGUGUUUGUUCCCCUUUUGAAUUGAGAUUGAAAAUAUUUUCUGGAGAAAAAGACCUAUAAAUGCACCAAAGUAAGAAUGGAGGGAAGCCUCCUUCACUGUGCGGUGCUGCAGCCCUGCAGGCAUAGCUGCACAUACACGGGUUGGGUAGGUGUGGAAAUGCUUUUCUGUUAGAAUGCGAAGACCUCCCCCAGCCAUGUAAUAAACUCCUUUGCCAACCA
Messenger RNA from Nannospalax galili (Upper Galilee mountains blind mole rat), 4311 nucleotides. It is a transcript of the gene Ctr9, whose product is annotated as CTR9 homolog, Paf1/RNA polymerase II complex component. The transcript has 25 exons. The coding region runs from base 214 to 3726 and encodes 1170 amino acids. Gene Ontology annotation, cellular component: Cdc73/Paf1 complex. Gene Ontology annotation, molecular function: RNA polymerase II complex binding. Gene Ontology annotation, biological process: regulation of DNA-templated transcription. The record is from RefSeq and is a predicted model, not a curated record. Lineage: Eukaryota; Metazoa; Chordata; Mammalia; Rodentia; Spalacidae.